GGACGGAAAGCUGUUGUUUCAUGAGGACACAUUUUGAACAGAAGAAUGGCGGGAAAAGACUACCAUCAUCUCUUCAAGUUGCUCAUCAUUGGUGACUCCAAUGUGGGGAAAAGCAGUUUGCUCCUACGAUUCGCAGACAACUCGUUCUCUGGCAGUUACAUAACUACUAUUGGAGUUGACUUCAAGAUCCGCACGGUAGAGAUUGAUGGAGAAAGAGUUAAACUCCAGAUCUGGGACACUGCAGGGCAGGAAAGGUUCAGAACCAUCACCUCGACGUAUUACAGAAACACUCAUGGUGUCAUCAUUGUUUACGAUGUCAGUCCGGAAUCAUUUGUCAACGUGAAAAGAUGGUUAAACGAGAUAUCACAGAACUGUGACAAUGUCUGCAAAAUUUUAGUUGGAAACAAGAAUGAUGAUCCUUCUAAAAAGCUUGUGGACACUCAAGAUGCUCAGCGCUUCGGAGAGUCGGUUGGUGUGAGGUUCUUUGAGACGAGUGCUAAAGAGAAUAUCAAUGUAGAAGAGGUGAGGUUUUUUUUUUAAAAUGCUGUGAUAUGU
This is a messenger RNA of Cyprinus carpio (common carp), 555 nucleotides long. RefSeq names its product ras-related protein Rab-35-like. Gene Ontology annotation, cellular component: plasma membrane; endosome membrane. Gene Ontology annotation, molecular function: GTP binding; GTPase activity. The coding region runs from base 46 to 540 and encodes 164 amino acids. The transcript has 5 exons. Gene Ontology annotation, biological process: endocytic recycling. Lineage: Eukaryota; Metazoa; Chordata; Actinopteri; Cypriniformes; Cyprinidae. The record is from RefSeq and is a predicted model, not a curated record.